Messenger RNA from Populus trichocarpa (black cottonwood), 1341 nucleotides. Its product is annotated as transcription initiation factor IIF subunit beta. The transcript has 6 exons. Bases 165 to 950 code for a protein of 261 amino acids. Gene Ontology annotation, biological process: transcription by RNA polymerase II; transcription initiation at RNA polymerase II promoter. Lineage: Eukaryota; Viridiplantae; Streptophyta; Magnoliopsida; Malpighiales; Salicaceae. Gene Ontology annotation, cellular component: transcription factor TFIIF complex. The record is from RefSeq and is a predicted model, not a curated record.
UUCGAAUCCGGUUCAAGGAAAGUGUCCUCGGUUCACCUCUCAAAACAACAGCGUCAAUAGAGAAGACUUGAGAAUAGAAGACGAGACAAGACUGGGAAGCAAAGCAGUAAAAAUCUCAAAAAAACUGAAAACAAAAUUCGAGCAAAAAAACAUCAAGCAGAGAGAUGGAAGAAGAUAACAGCAGUAGCAGCGCUAAUUUAGAAACAUCAAAGGCAGAUAAAUCUGUUUGGUUGAUGAAGUGUCCAGUAGUGGUUGCGAAGUCAUGGAAAACUCAUACCUCCCCUUCUUCUUCAGAUUCUGCCCCUCUCGCUAAAGUCGUUCUCUCCCUCGAUCCUCUCCAAUCUGACGAUCCCUCUGCUCUUCAGUUCACUAUGGAGAUGGCUCGCACCGAGGCUGGGAAUGUACCGAAGAGUUAUUCUUUGAAUAUGUUUAAAGACUUUGUUCCUAUGUGCGUCUUUUCCGAGACACCUCAAGGGAAGGUCGCCAUGGAAGGGAAAGUGGAACAUAAAUUUGAUAUGAAGCCCCAUGAGCAGAACAUUGAGGAGUAUCAUAAAUUGUGCCGUGAAAGGACGAAGAAAUCUAUGGUUAAGAUUAGGCAGAUACAGGUGAUUAAUAAUGACCGUGGAGUUCACAUGAGGCCCAUGCCUGGAAUGGUUGGCUUGAUUUCAUCUAGCUCCAAGGAUAAGAAGAGACCACAACCAGUUAAACAAUCAGACGUUAAGAGAACCAGGAGGGAUCGUGGGGAAUUGGAAGAUAUCAUGUUCAAGUUAUUUGAAAGACAACCAAAUUGGGCCUUAAAGCAGCUUGUUCAAGAAACAGAUCAACCUGCGCAAUUCUUGAAAGAGAUACUGAAUGAGCUCUGUGUGUACAAUAAGCGGGGAACAAACCAAGGAACUUAUGAACUUAAGCCAGAAUAUAAGAAAACUGUUGAGGAUACAGGUGCUGAUUAAUCUUCUCAUCUAUAUUUGUAUGGUUAAAACUUUACCAUUUUUCUCCUGACAGAUAUAGGUCAGUAGCAAACCUUUAUGGAAGGAGACCAAAAAAAAAAAAAAAAAGGAAAAAGAAAAAAAUUGGGCUGGAGGGUGGGAGUGUCUUACUUGGAAAUACUGUGCUUAAGGUGCCUCAACAUCAUGAUUGUGAAAUCCAAUCGGGGGAGACUUACAUAGGUUCAAUUUUAUCAGGUUGGUUAAUAAGAACCCUUUACUAUGUUCCAUAGUUUCAUAAUUUUUGCUGAAGUAACUUGUAAAAUUUGAUUUGGAUGGCGUGUAUCCUGAAAUAGAAAUAGUGCUGGACUGCAUAUUUAAUUCUCUAGCAAUAGAAGCAUACUUUGUUGAGAGAUUA